Messenger RNA from Tilletiopsis washingtonensis, 755 nucleotides. RefSeq lists its product as hypothetical. The transcript is spliced from 2 exons. Lineage: Eukaryota; Fungi; Basidiomycota; Exobasidiomycetes; Entylomatales. Bases 99 to 695 code for a protein of 198 amino acids. The record is from RefSeq and is a predicted model, not a curated record.
CCACGACCUCCCCCGGCGCGCGGCCCACAAGCUCCACCAGCACGGGCCUGCAGACUCAGCCAGCCCUGCCACGCUCUCUCCCUUGCGCCACCGCAGGCAUGCUGCGCCCCGCCGCCGUGCACGCGGCCCUCGAGACGCUCCUCGUGGCGCCAUGCGACCUGGCGCUCCUCGCGCUGCCCGACUCGGGCCUCCUCUACGCCUCGGCCGCACUGCCGCCGCAAGAUGCAGAGAGCUCUGCAGAUGCAGCACGGCCAGCAGCCGUCCCGCCGUCCUCGGCGCUGAUGCGUGGCGCGCCCGACGCGCGCGACGGCAUCGGCCGCGACGAGCGGGCGCGCCUGCUGGCAGCGAUUGCGACGCAGGCCUGGCGCGAGGAGCCCAAGCCGAGCGCCGGCGCACGCUGCCCGCCUGUGCUGAUCGACACUGAGCUCGGAGCGUCGAUGAUCUACUCAAUACAGACGCCGGCGGCACUUCUGCUGGUCUUGACUGCACCGUCGGCCCAGCUCGCGGCCGCAGGAGGCGCCUCAGCGCUCGCGGCAGAGGACGAGGGCGGUGCAGACACGGCAGACGGCAGCAACGGCGCGCCGCCAGGGCCGGAGAGCGAUCCGUGGGCCGACAUGCUGGAGCGCGCCCGGGCAUUCGACGAGCAUAUCGCGCCCGAGCUCGCGGCCAUCGGCUUCGGCACCAAGGCUGCAUAGCGGCGACAUAUAGACACCUGGCCUGCACAGCCAGCAAUAUACCACUCAUCACCUUUGCGG